GCGCGCACGCCCACGAUGAAGCUGCUUCGGCGUGCGUGGCGGCGCCGGACGGCGCUUGGCCUGGGUGGCCUCGCACUUGGAGGUGCCGCGCUGCUGUAUUUAGCGCGUUGCGCAUCACAACCCGCCACUCCCGCUGCCGCCGCCGCACCCCGCGUCGCCGCCUUCCUGGCCGUGCUGGUGGCCAGUGCACCCCGAGCCGUCGAACGCCGCAACGCGGUCCGCAGCACGUGGCUGGCGGCGGCGCGGCGCGGGGGCCCAGGCGACGUGUGGGCACGCUUCGCCGUGGGCACAGGUGGCUUGGGCGUCGAGGAGCGCCGCACCCUGGAGCGCGAGCAGGCGCGGCAUGGCGAUCUGCUGCUGUUGCCCUCGCUACGCGAUGCCUACGAGAACCUCACGGCCAAGGUGCUAGCCAUGCUUGCCUGGCUGGACGAGCACGUGGCCUUCGAUUUCGUGCUCAAGGCCGACGACGACACCUUUGCGCGACUGGACGCGCUGCUGGACGAGCUACAUGCGCGUGAACCCGCGCAGCGCCGCCGCCUCUACUGGGGCUUCUUUUCCGGCCGCGGUCGCGUGAAGCCGGCGGGGCGCUGGCGUGAAGCCGCCUGGCAGCUGUGCGACUACUACCUGCCCUAUGCGCUGGGCGGCGGCUAUGUGCUUUCGGCCGACCUGGUGCGCUACCUGCACCGCAGCCGCGAAUACCUGCGCGAGUGGCACAGUGAGGACGUAUCCUUGGGCGCCUGGCUGGCACCCGUGGACGUGCAGCGCGUGCACGACCCGCGCUUUGAUACCGAGUACAAGUCCCGCGGUUGCAACAACAAGUACCUGGUGACACACAAACAGAGCCCGGAGGACAUGCUGGAGAAGCAGCGCUCGCUGCUGCGCGACGGCCGUUUGUGUGCACACGAAGUACAGCUGCGCCUCUCCUAUGAGUACGACUGGUCUGCACCGCCUUCGCAGUGUUGCCAGAGGAAGGAGGGCAUCCCCUGAUUGUGCUAGAGGAAACCUGACAGAGCUGGGGUGGAUUCAAGCCGCUUGGACAGCUUCAAUGCCCUGGCUGAGAAUCUGCUUCAGCCCAGUUAGUUACACCUUGUGGUUGUGCAGAUCAGGGGCCACAUGCUGACCCCCUAAUGCAACCAGCAGGAACCAAGCCUGUGGUACUUCCCUGCCGUGGGGCUCUGGGCAUCCUCCUGCCUGCCCCAGUGACUCUGUGUGUUCCAGGGCACUGCCCACCUGUACUGCCGAGGUCACAGUCACCCGUAGGCGCCUGCACUGAACUUGCUCGUGUAGCCACACAAGGGGCUUUCGCCAAAACUGCCUUGUACCUUCUGGACAGAUUAUUCUUUGUGUCUCUGGUCGAUAUCACUAGUAAUACUUAAGUCUGAAAAUUGAGUCGGUUUCACAUUAAUUAGCUUUGAUGGCAUUGUGCUCUGUUUCCUAGAGAGAGUUUAUGGUAAAUAUAACUCAGUAUUUGCCAGAGUCCUAUUUAUAAAUACUGAAAUUUGUGUAGGUAAGUUUUAAGUUGGGAGUGUCCAGGUAUUUUUUAAAUUUAAGAAGAGACUUUCUUAUGAGAAUUUGGAAUGUGUGAGUUAAUCCUGUAUCAGCUUGUCUGACCCUGCUGCUGUGUGUUUAAACAGAAUUUUCCCACUGUCCAUUUUUCUUUUAAGUUUACACACAAGUCAGUCCCUUUGUCUCUUUCUGAACAGACUUUCCUUUUAAGGCCUCCACACAGGAGUUCUGAAUCCUUGUUACUUAGAUCAGCCCAAGUUCCAGGAAUUGGCCCUUGGUGUGUUGACAAGGCUUCCCAGAUUCUGUCUUGAGAAAAUGACUUGCUGGCCAGCACCAGACCACACAGACCUUCACACAGCCAGCAUAUCCUUUCUUUUAUUUUUUUCUUUCUUUCUUUCUUCUUCUUUUUUUUUUUUUUUUUUUUUUUUUUUAAUUUCACUCCCAUUUAAUAUGAAAAGGGAAGUCUGGUCUUGGGAGAAGUAAGCCUUCUUGAGGACAAGCAGAUGGCCCUAUGCUGGCCUCAGCUGCUGGGCCACAUGUGCUCCUGGACUGAUGAGGUCUUGUGUAGUUGCCUGGGCUAUGUGGUCCCCUUUUGGAAAUGCAAGUGAGGAGGGGACACUACUGCCUUUUAUCACCUUGCUUUUGGGGUCUUGGGCUGUGAUUUUCCUGAAGGGGAAAAUACCCAGCAGUGGACCUAAAAGGCCUUGUGAUCAGGGGCCUGCCCUGCCCUUCUGUCUUCAGAAAGUCGAUGGGACCAGAAAAGGGCUGAGGCCUGCACCAUUCAGAGGUGGGUGCCAGUGGGCUUCCUCACAGCCCCUUGAAGCCAGGAUGAGCUGCCCUGCAUGUCCGGUGGAAAGAACCAGGUCGAGGGGUGUUGGUAAUGCAAAGACCAUAUUUGUGCCAGCCAUCUCACCUGACCCUUACAGUCAAAUUGUUUGAGAAGUUGAUGUAACUCCAUUCUACAGAUGAGGAAGAGGCACACAAAGAGACGGGAAGUCAGAAAACCAUGCGGCUAGAGCAGAGCUGGACUUGAGCUGGGGACUAGACUCCCAGAUCUAGUGUGUGCUGCAGUCCACAGCAUGCACACAGUGCAGAUGUCCAAGUUGGCCUCACAAGAAAGUAAAAAUGAUGCCCAAA
Cavia porcellus (domestic guinea pig) is the source of this 2643-nucleotide messenger RNA. RefSeq names its product beta-1,3-galactosyltransferase 6 (gene B3galt6). Gene Ontology annotation, biological process: glycosaminoglycan biosynthetic process. Lineage: Eukaryota; Metazoa; Chordata; Mammalia; Rodentia; Caviidae. Gene Ontology annotation, cellular component: Golgi membrane. The record is from RefSeq and is a predicted model, not a curated record. Bases 16 to 987 code for a protein of 323 amino acids. Gene Ontology annotation, molecular function: UDP-galactosyltransferase activity. The transcript has a single exon.